Messenger RNA from Plenodomus lingam JN3, 618 nucleotides. NCBI's taxonomy places the organism in Eukaryota, Fungi, Ascomycota, Dothideomycetes, Pleosporales, Leptosphaeriaceae. The record is from RefSeq and is a predicted model, not a curated record.
AUGUUACUGUUCAACUAUGUCUCUCCAGUCGUGAGUGAGAUUGCCGAUGAUGCAUCGGGGGUUGAUGGGGGCGUCGUACUGUACGAUACCGAUUUGAAUGCUGCCAAUGAGGAGAGGGCCCAAAGAGCUUAUUCCAGUGUCCGUAUUUGCUCUGCCGGUAAAAGGGGCGAGGAUGGCUUCGAAUUCGUGGGCGGUCUUGUUGUAUGCAUUGUAGGUUUUCAGUGUGACGGAGACAGUGACGCCACACGUGCCACCACCCCCUCCGUUCAAACUCACAACAAAUUGACGUUCUCAAUUUUGUUGGCAAUGGGCACUGUGCCCACCACCCUGCAUGUAUUCACCAGCGAUCCCAACGGUCGGGCACUCCCCACCAACGACAAUCAUACCUACGUCACGUGCAGCAGUCAUAAUUCAGAAUCCUUGGACACCAGCACCGAACCUGAAGGCUGGUCCGGCGUAGCCCGAGUCACGGUAUUGCCGGAUCAGAGCAACAUCCUUCAGAUGAUGUGUCCACACAGCGAGAGACCCUGCCGCUGUAGAGCGACCAAAAAAUCACGUCCAGUCUUACGAACAACUAAGCGAAUAUUCUUUGAAGUAGCCAAAGCAAUGGUCCGUUGA